GAAAAGGAGGGGGUGGAGAGAGGAGAACUGCAUUAUUGGAAGGUUGCACUGUUGCAGAAGCCAUCAAAACCAAUCCCCAAUUAACCUGGCUUGAGGACAAGGAAAAUGAGAACAAAUGAACAAAAACCCAGAAACAGAUGAUGAUCAGUGAAUCAGAGAGACAGAGAGAGAGAGAGAGAGAUGGAGAGGGGAGGAGGGUGUGAGGGAGAGGAAAAGAAAAUGAGAGAAAAGGAUGGUGUGGAUUUACCUUGUCUCUGUCGAUCCGAUUAUUUAAUCUUGUACUGUGCUGACACAUGAGAUAUGAAACAGCUUUAUCGAUCCAUGGUGAAAUCAAUCUCUCGCUCUCUCUCUCUCUCUCUCUCCCUCUCCCCCUUCCCCUCCCCCGUCCCUCUCUCUCUCUCUCUCUCUCUCUCUUCUUUAUAAUUUUUUCUCUUUCUAAUUUUCUAUUUUCUUUCUUCUUUCUCUCAUAAAACUACUUUCUGUUCCCUCCCUUUCAUUUUCUUCACUGACAGAGGAAUACCUGCACACUUUCUCACGCACGCACGCAUACUCAAAACAGAAGCAGAGCCCACUCCUCAGACACAUACAUCACCCCCCCUUUCUCUCUCCCUCUCUCUGUAUCUCUCUAGCUAUAUGGAUAUGAUAAGGGCCGCAGCAGAGCACAGAGAGACAUCAGAGAACAGAAGAGGACAGGGCAGAGAACCCAGAUUUUUUUCCAGCCAGAUCAUACCUUAUUAUUUCGCCUUUCCCUCUCUGCCACACCAUUCAUCAAAUCCCUAUGAAACCCCUUAUAACACUCUUCCCCAACCCCACCAUCCAGACUCUCCUCCUCCUACUACUACAACUACAUUCCCCACCAUCCUCUCCCUCCCCCCUCCUCCAUGAUCGCUGUCCCUACUUUGAUUCUUUUGGCUUUUUUCUGUCUGGGUUUUCAUGGAAACUUGAGAAGCAAGUGAAUUUUUAGGUUGGAUUUUGUUGGGAACCCUAGGAAUCAGAAUCACCCACCUGUUCUUGGUUUUACUUGUUUCUGGUUUUUGGAUCAUGGAUGCUUACCAUCACUUUGACAACAGUGAUGCCCAUUUGCCUCCUGGGUUCCGGUUCCACCCGACCGACGAAGAGCUCAUCACCUACUACCUCAUCAAGAAGGUCCUCGACAGCAACUUCACCGGCCGUGCCAUUGCCGAAGUGGACCUCAACAAGUGCGAGCCAUGGGAGCUUCCUGAAAAAGCAAAGAUGGGAGAGAAGGAGUGGUACUUCUUCAGCCUCCGCGAUCGGAAGUAUCCAACUGGCCUCCGAACCAACCGGGCCACAGAAGCUGGCUACUGGAAGGCCACUGGGAAAGACAGAGAGAUUUACAGCUCGAAGACUUGUUCACUUGUGGGGAUGAAGAAGACACUCGUUUUCUACAGGGGGAGAGCCCCGAAGGGAGAGAAGAGCAACUGGGUCAUGCAUGAAUAUCGCCUGGAAGGCAAAUUCGCCUACCAUUACCUCUCCAGGAGCUCCAAGGACGAGUGGGUCAUUUCCCGUGUGUUCCAGAAGAGUGGCUCCAGCGGCGGCGGAGGGGCUACCGGAGGGAAGAAGGCGCGGCUGAGUUCCACCGUUAACCUUUACCCAGAGGUGAGCUCGCCCUCGUCGGCCUCCCUCCCGCCCCUCCUCGACGUCUCUCCCUACGCUGGUACUUCCGCCGCCGCCGCCGUCAAUGACCGCGAGAGUUGCUCCUACGACGGCGGCGAAAGCAGCAACAACAGCAAUGCGCGUGACCAGCACGUGCCCUGGUUCUCCACAAUCGCCGCAGCGGCCGCAGCCGCUGCUGCCAACUCCUUCAACGCCCACCACCAACCCCCGCCGUUCGACCUUGCUCCCCCUUCCAUCAUCGGUUCAAUCGACCCCUCCCGCUUCCCGCGAAACGGCGCCGUUCCAGCUUUUCCCAACCUGAGGUCUCUCCAGGAAAAUCUGCACUUGCCUUUCUUCUUCUCCCAGGUAGCCCCACCAAUCCCCAGCUCCGGUGACCCCUCCACCGAGAUGGGCAUCACCAAUUCGGCUGGAAACUGGCCGGCCCCAGAAAAUCAAAAGAUGGACAACGGCAGAUUACCAAUGGGAGCCACUGAGCUCGAUUGCAUGUGGUCAUACUGAUCAUGGGUUUAAACUUUUCUUAACCAUCAGCUAUGUAGUAUGUGUAGCAACCUAUCUCGUUAUGGUUUGUAUGGAAUUAACCAUGUUUUUCCGCCAUUAUUGGCAUAUUAAGUAAUUAAGUAAGAAGUUGAAUGGCAA
Molecule: messenger RNA, 2271 nt
Organism: Vitis vinifera (wine grape)
Lineage: Eukaryota; Viridiplantae; Streptophyta; Magnoliopsida; Vitales; Vitaceae
Product: protein CUP-SHAPED COTYLEDON 2
Exons: 3
Coding region: 1042-2133 (363 amino acids)
Biological process (GO): regulation of DNA-templated transcription
Molecular function (GO): DNA binding
Source: RefSeq, a predicted model, not a curated record